UCCGCUUGACGCUUGAUCCACGUUGCACCUGGCACUUCAAGCCAGUACAGCAGCACAAACGAAAAAUCACGAGGGCUGCAGCACGUACUCAAGGCCACCCCCCUUCGGCGAUUGCGAAGAAGAGCAGAGGGCCAGCCUACGCGGUAUCGCUUUGCAUUGCUGGGGAGCAACUAGGAUGGCGAGCUCCGCGCUUCCAAUUGCGGUUGCGGUUGAAGGCAAACCAACAGGAAGCGGCGUUGUGUGUUCGAUUGCAGACGAGGACGACAAGGCGCCGCUCCUCGUGUUGCACCACCACACCAAUGGCCGCGCAUGGUUGAGAGGUGACGGGGGACCCUGGGAGGGCUGGGGACUUCAGGAUCCGCUGGAGAGGUGGUCAGGCGUGGCUGUAAAGGGCGGGAGGGUCGUCGGUCUCAAGCUUUACCUGUGCAAACUUAUGGGAUUCAUCCCGCACGAGCUCGGAAGCCUGUCCUGCUUGCUGUACUUGGACCUGGGGCGCAACCAGUUAUUCGGAUCGAUCCCGCCGGAAUUCGGGGCACUAAGGCAAUUAAGAACCUUGGACCUACAUCACAAUCAGCUAUCAGGGCCCAUCCCCGAAGAACUGGGAGCUCUCAGCGAGUUGAGGGAACUCAGCCUCGGUUCAAACCAGCUCACAGGGUCUAUUCCUGCCGCCCUGGGCCGCCUUGGUUCAUUGGAAGUGCUACGGCUGACGGACAACAUGCUUUCUGGUGCCAUUCCGUGCGAGCUUGGUCAGCUCAUCAACUUGAAGGUGCUCAAGCUGAACGGAAACGAGCUUGCGGGCGAGAUUCCAAAGGAGCUAGGAUCGCUUUCGGGGCUGGUCAGCCUCUGGCUAAACAAGAACAACUUGUCCGGAAACAUCCCUCAGGCCCUGGGGGCUUUGCAUCUGUUGGAAAACCUUUGGCUCAAGGACAACAAAGAGCUGAAAUACAUACCGAUGGUGACCAAGAUGCAGCUCCGGUGGAAGAUGAAGGGUGAGUGCGACAUCCGCCUGUGAACAUGAGCAACACCUUCGUGUUUUCUCACGGAUGGAAAAGUAAAAGCCCUUUCAUGUCCAUCGAGUGCCUUCCGGACCAAGUCUAGACUAAAGCCGAUUCAUGGGAGUGCGGCGGAGGCGUCGACUUGACCUGGAGGCCCUGAUCACCUGGAACAGCAGUGGCUUUGAGUGGUGGCACUUAAACCGAAGUUCGCGAUGUGUAGCUGCUGUUCUGCACGUGCUGAGACCGUGCAUCGUACGCCUCGUUUGUACUGCCUUCCUCAAAGCGCAGGCGCUCGUUUGGCCAGAGAGUUCUGUUUGGAGGUUGCGAAAGGAGAGCAACCGGGGUUGAUCCUUGAUCCUACACUUGAAGAGUUGAGGUCACGUUGAGCAGCGAGGUUGCUAGGCAGGCUGUACGACACGGCCCGGUUCACGGACACGGAGCUUGAACUGAAGUAGUGAAUCGCCCGAUUCUGUGUGUUUCAAGGGUGGACGUGGGCACAGCUGCUUCGGGAUGGACACAGGCAUCAGCGAGGAACGCAAAGGUCGGAACUAAAGUACAUACACAGUACGUCGCCCGAUUCUGUGCAUUUGAAGGGUGGUCGCAGGCAACGAUGCUUCAGGAUGUGCACAGGCCUCAGCGAGGAACGCAGAGCUUGGAACGUAAUUAGUGCGUCGCCCGAUGCUGUGUUUUUGGCCGGUGUACGCGGGCGAACGUGCUUCGGGGUGCACAAAGGCAUAGUGUGGUAUGUAGAAAAUUAGAAGUACCGGCUGGCCAAGGCCGUGGUCAAAGACAAGACGCUAGCCUCAG
Ectocarpus sp. CCAP 1310/34 is the source of this 1802-nucleotide messenger RNA. NCBI's taxonomy places the organism in Eukaryota, Phaeophyceae, Ectocarpales, Ectocarpaceae. The record is from the annotation of a GenBank genome assembly.